Messenger RNA from Pectinophora gossypiella (pink bollworm), 4733 nucleotides. It is a transcript of the gene NGR-A21, whose product is annotated as gonadotropin-releasing hormone receptor. Gene Ontology annotation, molecular function: corazonin receptor activity. The coding region runs from base 262 to 1563 and encodes 433 amino acids. The record is from RefSeq and is a predicted model, not a curated record. NCBI's taxonomy places the organism in Eukaryota, Metazoa, Arthropoda, Insecta, Lepidoptera, Gelechiidae. Gene Ontology annotation, biological process: neuropeptide signaling pathway. Gene Ontology annotation, cellular component: membrane. The transcript is spliced from 6 exons.
CAGUCGUUGAGGUCGGUAGUAAUCAGUUGUUAGCGAGAUCCGACGCGGAUAGGACGCGUGUUCUUCGUAAAGGCCGACAUUGACGAACUUUCAAACACGUUCUGUGACAUAAAAUACCCUUUAAUUUUACACUAAAUGUGGAAGAUACAACUUAUAGUGACAUAAACAACUGAGAGUGAAGUGUUUCAGAAACUUUUUGGUGAAUAUCUAUCGAGAGAUAAGAUUGCCGUCAAAGAAACCGUUGAAUACGCAUGACGAAACAUGGGCAGCGGAGGCAACAAUACCACAUUACUUGAAGACGACGUCUUUUAUCAAAGUGAACUCACGUACAGUCGAGAGUUCAGCAGCGACAUUAUUCUCCCCUACGAAAGAUGGCCCAUUGAAAAAUGUUUAGAAGCAAACCUUUUUAACGAGACUAAUACUGAAGACAUAAUGAAUCUCCUUUUAUAUUACAAUGGCACUAAGGUGAUGUGCUUGGAUCACGCUCCAGUUUUGACGAAGAGUACGAUAGUUAGAGCAAGCAUCCUGUCUGCCAUGGCUGUGCUAUCGUUUUUCGGGAACUUAGCGACGAUAAUAAGUUUGAAGAUGGGGAAGAGGAGUAGAGGCCGAGCUAGACCUUCGUGGACAGCGAUAUAUAGUUUAAUAUUCCAGCUGAGUGUUGCGGAUUUGUUGGUGACUGUAUUUUGUAUAGCCGGUGAAGCGGCGUGGUCGUUCGCGGUACAGUGGUACGCGGGUAAUAUUGCGUGCAAACUUUUCAAGUUCGUUCAAAUGUUCGCUUUGUAUUUGAGUACAUUUAUCCUUGUGUUGAUUGGUGUCGAUCGAUGGCUUGCUGUUAAGUAUCCAAUGAAGAGUAUGGCUACGGCAACGAGAAGUGGACGUCUCGUAAUCAUCGCGUGGGUCUUAAGUUUCCUGCUAAGUAUACCUCAGGCUGUGAUUUUUAGAGUGGCAAGAGGGCCGUUUAUUGAAGAGUUCCAUCAAUGCGUGACGCACGGGUUCUACACAGAGCGGUGGCAAGAACAGGCUUAUACUACUCUGUCACUUAUCUUCAUGUUCAUACUGCCACUUCUAAUAUUGAUAUCAACUUACGUCUCCACUGUAAGGACUAUUGCACAGAGCGAGAAAGUAUUUAAACCCGAGGUGAUGAGGCCGGAGAAGUAUUUGACUCCAGACAUGAAUAGAAGAAGGCUGAUAGACCGAGCAAAGAUGAAGUCCUUGAGGAUGUCAGUGGUCAUUGUAGCAGCUUUCAUCGUCUGGUGGACGCCGUACUAUGUCAUGAUGAUCAUAUUUACAUUCCUGAACCCUGACAAAAACCAAAGUGAGGAGUUACUUUCCGGUAUAUUCUUCUUCGGGAUGUCAAACAGUCUAGUCAACCCUGUGAUAUAUGGCGCCUUCCAUUUAUGGCCGAAGAAGAAAGUUUCUCGACACAGUGACAGAGAGUCCGGUGGCCAACAAGCAUCUGUCUUCCGCCGCGACAACCAUACUUCUUCCGUCAGGUUGACAACCAUACGCUCUUUAAGAUCCUCUGCGAAAUAUUCCAACGGACAGAAUAUUAGUUUGUUAUAACCAGUGCGGAACUAUCUUAACUAUACUAUACGGGAAGAAGAGUACUCUACUAGUGUUAUGUUAUGAACCAACGAGGCUAAAAUGAUACCGUGUGAAAGGUUGAUCUAAAGACCUCAGUGGAAAUGUUUUGGCAUUUGUAAAUAGACACAUCAUAUAUAUUGUAAAAUAGUGUGAAUAUGUUUGUAUAAAUAUAUGUUGUAUAGAUGUUUAAAUUAAUCGAUUUUGUACAUUGACAAAGAUGUGUAAUUAUUCCGUGUGUAUGUGUUAUGCAGGUAAGUAAGGCGUCUAAUUCUCUUCGGUAUAGACUAUUACAUGUUAAUAUCAACCGAACAAAACUUGUUUCUUUAAAAGUCAAAAGUAAGUUGACAGAAUUUGGCCCAUCUUUGUCCGGAAAUAAAAGUAACAGUGCAAAAAUAUAGUGCAGUGAGAAAUAAAAGUAAAAGUAUCAGUCCUUACAUUUGAAUUUAAGUAAUUAAUUGUAUUACUUACUUCUUUUUACUCUCAUAAUUGGGCAGCUUUAGACCAUAUCCUAUCAAUUUUGGCAAAAGACCGUAACAGGUUAUAUAAACAUCAAAAAAAUAUGAAAUUAGAGAAAAUACGUUACUUUUUCCUCCCAGAGGGUUUAGCUAACAUGUGGCAUUGGCUUUCGAUAACGAUAAGUAUGAACUAGAAUGAAAAUGUAAGCGAAUCACUUGACAUUUCGUUGACUUAAUAUGUAUAUGUCAUGCAUUUUAAUUAUAUUUACACAUGGGUCAGAAUAUCGGGGGCCAUAGCGAAGUUGCAAUGAAGGACUUUCCAAUCGACGCUCCCCAAACACAUGAUAGAUGGCAUUGUUCAAUUUUGACGUGAUAAUUACCUAUUUAGGCGAUUCUCACACUGCCCCGCAUGAUGCAGCGUACCGCGUGGAUGCGUGUUCUUCCGUUGCGCGUUUAUGCGGAUGCAUUUUCCGUGUGUUAGACUGUGCGUGUUUUCUAUACAAACGGAGAUACUUACAAGCAACGGAAGAACACGCAUCCACGCGCUACGCUGCAUCAUGCGGGCAGUGUGAGAAUCGCCUUACUCAUUGUUGGGGUACAUAAUUAUUCAAAAAUGUAAUGCAAUGCGCGAAGCAUAUACAAAACUAAUUGUCGCUUGAUAUUUGGAUCACACCAUGUAUAGAAUGAUGUUGCUACCUACGUAUAUUGUUUCUUUUUAUUUUGAUCAGAAUAGUAAUGGGUGGAAGUUGUAAUUGUACCUUGGUGUAAUAAAAAGAGUCAUCAUUUAUACCCAAAAACAGCGAUAAAAGUUGCAUAAUCAUAUAUCUGUUAUUUAUGACGAACGAAGUUAGUUUAAGUUUAAACGAAGAUAAAACUUAACAACGCCAUCUAUCGUGUUUUUGGGGAGCGUCGAUUGGAAAGCACCUCAUUGAUUAUGGAUUAAUAGUCACUGUCGAUUGUAAGAAUCAAUCGAUUGUAAGGCAGUUGCACGUCGUGGAAUCUGCGUGGAGUGAAUUUUGUCGUGCGCCAUAUUUUUUAAUGAUGUUUGACAAUUGUGCUGGCCUAUGAUUGGUUAGCGGUGACAGCCAUCUUUAUCGGCGUCCUGUCAAUAAUGUGACUGAAACUGUGUAAUCGAGUGAAGUGUAUUUAUGGUUAUCCUCUCCACUUUAUCUUGUAAUGCAAAGCCCAGUUAAUGUAUCUCGAAAAAGUGAACUUUUGAAACGCUUUGUGUGUAAAUCGCAUAUUAAAGAGCACAGAUUUAUCCCGUCUAAAUCUAAAGAAAUGUUUGCCUCCGAUGCAAAAACUAUUUCUUGCAUCACGCAAAAAUAUUGUAAAAAAAUAAAAAUAAAUUAUUUAAUGAAUUAUCUCUCACAUUUUAACCCUACGAAACAAGCCCUAACUUAAAACAGAGGUCAUUAGGUCUUGUUUCCGGGUUCGAUAUUAUUUUCGUUUCGUUUUACGUUUAUCUGGAACUUUGAAAUUGUUUCAAGUCGAAUUAAAAUCUAUAGAAUAAUACCGAUCCGGUGACAAGACUCUAUCUUUCGAACAUCCCACUCACAGACCAAGUAGAGAUGCUCCUGUACAUUAAACCGCUUGACGCGCAGUCUUUUGCCAGAGGCUUUUUUAAUAAAUCUUACAAUUGUAAAUUACAAUGACAAUUUGAUGUACAUUGCCGGGUGUGUGAUCACGAAUAUUUUUCAGUUUCAUAUUAGCUACGUAAUGAACACCAAAUUGUCGUAAUUUACAAUUGUAAGUUUUAUGAAACAGGCCCCAAGUGAAAUUCGAUUAUUUAAAAAGGGCUACAGCCCCUGUACAAACUGUACAAUUUUAUGUGAUGUUGUGGCAUGUAAGUACCUGUAAAAUAUAAGGAACCACAGCAGAGGCAGUAAUACUAAGUAAGUAAUUAAAUAAAGCAACUAUUUUUUAAUAAGACUAAAACAGGGGAUCUGAAAUUGAUUGGAUUAGUAGUUCCCUUUGUAAUAGGAGAUAAAACGCAUACAUAAUAAAUACACUAAACUACGCUAAAAAUACAAAUACAGCCCAUAACAUUAAAUAGGUAGAGUCACAAAAGACCGGACCUCAAACCCGCAAAUGUACAUUACUUAUUGAUAGUGUUUAUAAAGUCAACUGUGCAGUAACAGUGAUCACCACAUCGCUCAAAUCUCCAAUACCAACCCCGCAAGCGUCGUCGGCGAUAAAGACCUGUAAUUUUGAACGCGGAGAAAAAUCCCCGUGGUUCACCUAGGUGGAGUAUGAGGUAGAUAACGGGUAAUAGAGGAUUCAGCGCUUAUCCCUAAGCAUUCAAUUCGAUUAAUUGUUUCAAAAAACUCUGAUGACGCUCUGAGCCAGGCUUGUUGUCUUAAAUUUUACCGGGUGAAGGCCCUCGGCGCUUCCCAUUUGUGAAGCUAACAAGCCAUGACAAGAAACUGCCCUUAUCAGUCAACUUGGCAGUCUCUAGAAAUAUGAUUGACCUUACGUGUACAGAGCUCUCAACUUCGAAAUAGGAAAGCGCAGGGCUGAAAUAACAAUGUUACUUUUUAUUAUCUAUGAUUUUUAUCUCCUACCUAGAAUUGCUAAAUGUAGAAAGUAUCAUGAAAACCUAAGUUGUCGUUAAUACAAAAAUAAGUUGAAUGAUUAACAGUCAUUUGUUUAAGUACAAAGGAGAUUAUAGUGAUAUAAAAAUCAUUGUCAAAA